AUGGUGAAUGUCCAGUCGCUGCGACUCAACACCCAACCGCACCACCACCAGUUUGCAGAGCACUACUGGGACGCUACGGGCGUGCAAAGUACUACAACGCCGACGACGACGACAGCGACCCCCAACAUCCCAACAGACGCCGCCGACGGUUCUGCCAGUCUACUGCCGCCCGCGUCAGCCAACCCUCGUCGGAGACGGACGACUCGCUCCGGUACUGCACGCAUCAAUACCCUCCGCCCUACACGACAGGUGCUCGGGAGGCGUCGGCGCUCUGCUGCGGACGAGGACGAGCAAGACAUUGCAGACGCUCAGGUUGAGGCUCAGGCUCAAGCUCAGACAGACGAGGACCAGGACCAGGCAGCACGGGACGGAGACGCAGAAGCAGUCCCGGGGCAGAACAGCCAACCAGGCGGUGACGAAAACGACGGUGACGUCGCGGGCAACGAGGCCACCGCCAGAAACGGCAACGGCGACAGCAACAGACAUCAGCUUCCCGCUCCCCGGCCCAAGCGUGCGCGGAGAGAGAGUGCCAACACCAUGCUUGCCGCCAGCGACGCUGAAUCUCAACUGGCUAGCAUGAACGGCUCAUCUCACCUUCAGAAUGGCAAAGAUAAGGCAACCACGCGGCGAGGUCCCGCAUCCAACGGCCCUUCCCAGGUCACACGACGUCCAGCCACCUACUACGGACACGACCGAGAAGAAAUCACACGCAUCCUGAUCCAGGCCCUGUCCGACUUGGGCUACAACGACGCCGCCGAGAACGUCUCCCACAGCAGCGGCUUCGCCCUCGAAAGCCCAGCGGUGGCCGACUUCCGCCGCGCGGUGCUUGGGGGCGACUGGGACGAGGCCGAGCGGCUCUUGCUGGGGGCGACCGUCGAGGGCACGGAACCGUCAGACACAUCUGGUCAGGACGACCAGUCGACCACAUCUCCAGCCAAUGGCCAGACUGCCUCCGGUGCACCAGAAGACGCCACCGGCCUGCUGCUCAUUCCAGGGACAAACCGUGAUCUGAUGCGCUUCGGCAUCCGCCAACAGAAGUACCUCGAGUACCUGGAGCAGUCCGAAACCGCAAAGGCCCUGCUUGUGCUGCGGAACGAGCUAACACCGUUGUAUCGCGACACGCAGAAGCUGCACUUCCUCUCCAGCCUUCUUAUGUGCCAUUCACCUCUGGACUUGAAAACGCGUGCGACCUGGGACGGUGCCUACGGUCAGUCUCGCCCGCAUCUGCUCUCGGAGCUGUCGAGAUUUAUUUCGCCAUCAGUUAUGCUGCCGGAGCAUCGUCUGGCAGUUCUUCUGCGGCAAAUCAAGGACUACCAGGUGUCCGGCUGCGUGUUCCACACAAGCGCAACCUCACCAUCGCUCUACGCUGACCACGAGUGUGAUAAAAGCAACUUCCCCUCACACAUGCUGUACGAGCUGGAUAGCAACUCGGGCGAGGUGUGGCACAUACGCUUUUCCAACAAUGGCAAGUUCCUCGCCAGCUGCGGGUCCGGCCGCUACGUUAACAUUUACGACAUGUCGUCCUUUAAGCUCAAGAUGCGCCUGGACGGCCAUGCGCAGGGCGUCGGCGACAUUGCCUGGAGCCCCGACGACCGCACACUGCUGUCGUGCGGCCGCGACGGCCGCGCCCGCCUGUGGGACAUGAGCACUGGUCUGUUGAUCCGUCUCUUUGAGCAGUUUGAAGAGCCCAUCAGCUGCUGUGUGUGGGCGAACGACGGUCAAUCCAUCGUGCUGGGCUCCUUUGACAAGGACCGCGCCUUGGUGCAGUGGGGCGUCGGCGGCGAACGCUUGCACACCUGGACUAGGAAGCACCGCACCGAGGCCCUGGCUCUGUCGCCGGACGGUUUCUGGUUGGUGGCCAUGGACCACGAGAAGCGUCUACACGUGUACAACUUUCUGACCAUGGAGCUCGAGUACGACAUGGAGCUCGAUAGCCGUGCUUUCUCUAUUGCCAUUAGCCGCGACUCGGAAUACUUGUUGGUCAACCGCCAGGACGGCGCCAUCCACAUGUACAACCUCAGUGCCCGUGGCGAGCCUGUACGCAAGUACCUUGGCGCCACCGGCGGCGACUGCAUUAUCAGAAGCUCUUUUGGCGGUGCCGACGAGAGCUUUGUCAUCAGCGGCAGCGAAGCUGGUCGAAUGCUGAGCGUGUCCGUCUACGCGACGCUGAUCCAUCACACUCAAAUGGUGUGA
This is a messenger RNA of Sporothrix brasiliensis 5110, 2193 nucleotides long. RefSeq names its product WD domain protein. Gene Ontology annotation, biological process: proteasome-mediated ubiquitin-dependent protein catabolic process. The transcript has 4 exons. The coding region runs from base 1 to 2193 and encodes 730 amino acids. The record is from RefSeq and is a predicted model, not a curated record. Gene Ontology annotation, molecular function: protein binding. Lineage: Eukaryota; Fungi; Ascomycota; Sordariomycetes; Ophiostomatales; Ophiostomataceae. Gene Ontology annotation, cellular component: GID complex.